AAGCCAUGCACUACAACAUUUACUUUCCCUUACCCAUCCUUUCUUUCUCCCGGAAAUCAUGUCUGCCGUCACUACACAAGCCUCGGCUGCCGUUUUCCGCCCAUGCAUGUCGAAAACUAGGUUUCUUACCGGGAAUUCCGGUAAGUUAAACCGGGAAGUUUGCUUCAAAUCAAUGUCAUCUUCAUCAAUCAGCUCAUUCAAAGUUGAAGCCAAGAAAGGGGAGUGGUUGCCUGGUUUACCUUCACCGGCUUACCUCACUGGAAGUCUUCCAGGUGACAAUGGUUUCGACCCUCUUGGAUUGGCGGAGGAUCCGGAGAACUUGAGAUGGUUCGUGCAAGCAGAGCUGGUGAAUGGCCGCUGGGCAAUGUUGGGUGUUGCGGGGAUGCUUUUGCCUGAAGUAUUCACCAAGAUUGGGCUGAUCAAUGCUCCCCAAUGGUACGAUGCUGGAAAAUCCGAAUACUUCGCAUCCUCCUCCACCCUAUUUGUGAUCGAGUUCAUAUUGUUCCACUACGUGGAGAUCAGACGGUGGCAAGACAUCAAGAACCCAGGAUGUGUGAACCAAGAUCCCAUCUUCAAGCAAUACAGCCUGCCCCCACACGAGUGUGGAUACCCUGGUGGCAUUUUCAACCCCCUCAACUUUUCUCCUACACUUGAGGCCAAGGAAAAGGAGCUUGCCAAUGGGAGAUUGGCAAUGUUGGCCUUCUUGGGAUUCAUAAUUCAACACAAUGUGACUGGGAAAGGACCAUUUGACAACCUGUUGCAGCACCUCUCUGAUCCAUGGCACAACACCAUCAUCAACACAAUCAGGGGUUAUUAAAUUCAAUUUCCCAGUUUUUGAGUUUUCCUUUUUUUGUUUUUUAAUUCAAGAUUUCAAUCAUCUUCUCAUUGCAAACAAAGUAGCUCCAAUUUACGAGUAAAAUUUCAGAUA
Molecule: messenger RNA, 928 nt
Organism: Gossypium raimondii (Peruvian cotton)
Lineage: Eukaryota; Viridiplantae; Streptophyta; Magnoliopsida; Malvales; Malvaceae
Product: chlorophyll a-b binding protein 4, chloroplastic
Exons: 2
Coding region: 59-817 (252 amino acids)
Biological process (GO): response to light stimulus; photosynthesis, light harvesting in photosystem I
Cellular component (GO): membrane
Source: RefSeq, a predicted model, not a curated record